CUUCAAAAGGAGUUGGGUCUGAACAUUUCAACAAUAACCUUUCAUUUCAGAGCAAAGACCAACCAUGAUGAUAAUUUUGCUCUUUGUGCUGGCUCUCAUACCCUAUUGUGGAGGGUCAGUUGCCAUCGCAGUCUCCACCACAGCCAAGUGGAGCUCAGCAUCCAAUUCCAGCAAGAUUCUAGCAGAAAAUAAUUGCACAUCACAGCAAGAAUCUUCAUCCCUGACCUACUUGGUGGACACCACAGGUUCUAUGUCUGAUGAUCUCCAACAACUAAAACUGGUCAACGGUUGGCUCCUCGAUCGCGUGCAUGCGCGGUUUCCUUGUGGCGUACGGCAAUAUACCAUGGUGGAGUUCAAUGAUCCAACUGUGGGUCCUGUUAGAGUCACAGAUUCAAAAUCUAUGUUUGGAGACUUCUUCAACAGCUUGGUGGCUUCUGGGGGCGAUGACUGUCCAGAACUAGCAAUGGGUGGGCUUGAACUGGCUCUCCGAAGAUCCCCACCCAACUCUUUCAUUUUAGUGCUAACCGAUGCAUCAGCCAAAGAUAACAAUAACAUGACUAUUGUAAACAAUGUGCGUUCCCUCAUAAACACAACCAAAUCUCAGAUAUUUUUCUUGACCACUGGACUUUGCUCAGAUCUGAACGACCCCCAGUUUCUUAUAUACAGAGAGCUUGCAAAAUUGAGUUUUGGACAUGUUUUCCAAAUAAGCCUUUCUGAUUUAGGCAAGGCCUUUAAUUAUUUGGACUUCGCUCUUUCAAGACCCGCUAACAGCUCCGUUAGACUGUUCUCUGGAGAAUAUAGUGCAGGAAAUCACUCAGACAGUUUUCCUGUUCAGAGUAACUUCACCUCAUUGAUAAUAACCACAGAUGGGUCUAUUUACUCUAUACGAAUUCUCGGGCCAGGCUCUGUUGAUGUUCCGUUAAAAAACAUUGUGUCUGAAAUUUGGGGAUCCAUGUAUGUUGUGAAGUAUCCUGGGAAAGGAAUUUGGAUCUGUUAUAUAUAUGCAGGAGGUCCUCAUUCAAUUCGUGUAGCGGGAUUUACAGCUUCAAACAUUUCAAUCACAACACGGUGCUCAGAAUGCCAUGCCAAUGCAACUUGUGAAGAAACUCUUGGAAUCCUGCAAUGCUCCUGCAAGGAUGGCUUCAUUGGAGAUGGCUUCUCAUGUUCGGAUGUCGAUGAAUGUGCCUACUCCUGGUCAAACAACUGUUCCUCUGGAAUAUGCAAAAAUACCAUUGGCUCUUAUACCUGUGAUUGCAGACCUGGCUACACAAAAUCUCCGGCAAACACUUGUGUAGAUAUCAAUGAGUGUUCUCGUCCAGACCUGAACAAUUGUCACGCUUUAGCAGCAUGCAUAAAUAGUAUUGGCUCAUAUUCUUGUGUGUGCCCAGCUGGCUAUUUUGGCAAUGGGUUCUUUUGUUCAGUUGAUGAGUGUUCGGCAGGUAUGUGUGGAAUAGGAAUGGACUGUAUCAAGAGCAAUGUGUCGUUCUCUUGUUCUGAUCCUUGUUUAUAUCACACUGUGCUGGAUGAGCCUUGGAGGAGCACAACUAAUACAUACUUAACACGAUACAAUUGUGAUACAGAUAAAGUGGGAUGGUACCGCUUUGUAGGUGCUGGAGGUGUACGCAUGCCAGAGAGUUGUGUUCCAGAACUAAGCUGUGAUACACAUGCUCCUAUGUGGAUAAGUGGAUCUCACCCACUGCUCUCAGAUGGCAUUGUUAACCGCACUGCUUGUGCUCACUGGUCGGGAAAUUGUUGCUUAUGGUCAACGACGGUCUUUAUUAAGGCUUGUCUUGGUGGAUACCAUGUCUACAAAUUGAACAGAACACCAGUCUGCCACCUGACCUAUUGUACAGAUCCGUCCACUGUCAGCGACUCCCCCACAUGUGCAGCAGACGAAGUGAAGAAAUCUAUUAAUGGAACAUAUCAAUGUCAAUGCAAAGAUGAAUAUAAGGUGUCUGCUCUUUCAGAGAUUCGUCCCACUUUGACAUGCGAGAAUCAGGCUGUAAGAGCGACAUUUCAGAAAUGCCAGCUGAAAACACUGAACAUUGAUGUCCAAAGUAUUAAUCUGAAAAACAGCAGGUGUUUUCUUUAUAAGGAAGAUAAUACUACAAAUACCAUUUCUAUCCUAUCGCCUCUCCAAAUGGACAGAUGUGGGAUGCAGUUGAUAAGAAAUGACACUCAUGUUACCUAUACAAACACUCUCUACCUCUCCAUGGAAUCGGGGGAUCUCAUCAUAAGGAAUGAGGAACUGGUUGUAAAACUGUCAUGCACAUACCAGCUUAAUAUGCAAGUCAGUCUGAACACAGUCCUGCAUCCAUUUGUCAGUUCCACAAAUAUCAGCAUUGGAGGAACAGGACAAUUCACGGCAUACAUGGCUCUUUACAAAGACAAUGGUUACCUUUCUGUAUAUGAAGGAGCAGAAGUCUUGCUAUCAUCCAGCUCUAUUCUUUAUAUCGGGGUAUUUCUGGAUGGUGUUGAUCUGUCUCAAUAUGCCGUGGUGAUGGGGAACUGCUACGCUACUCCAUCAAGCAAUGCUGAUGAUCCUAUGAAAUACUAUAUUAUACAGAACAGCUGCCCCAACAGACAGGAUCCAUCUAUAACUGUAAUGGAGAAUGGAGCCUCUAGCAAAGGCCGCUUUUCUGUGCAGAUGUUCAAAUUUAUUGGUGAUCACAACCUUGUUUACCUGUACUGCCAGAUACAUCUGUGUGAUCUGAAGUCUGGAUCCUGUGCUCCCGUCUGCUCUGGAAUUAGAUCUCUGUCUCUUGGUGACUCUGACUAUUCUUUGUCAGUGGGUCCAAUUAAACGUCAAGAUCAUCUGAUAUCUGGUACAGAUGUAACACGUGCUCCAUGGAUCCUGCUUUUAUCUGCUCUCCUGCUUUUGGCAAAUACGCUGAUUGUGUAGCAUGUGCUUAACCUCGUUUCGCAAUCAAAAUGUAUAUUCAAGGAAUACAGAAUUAUAUCAGAGAUUGCAUUGAUUUUUGUUAUUGUAAACAGCAAUCAGUGAACUAUCCGGACAUGAAGUGCACUUAAUAUUUGAAAAUAAAACACAUUAUCUAACCUUU
Molecule: messenger RNA, 3062 nt
Organism: Xenopus laevis (African clawed frog)
Lineage: Eukaryota; Metazoa; Chordata; Amphibia; Anura; Pipidae
Gene: umod.3.L
Product: uromodulin-like
Exons: 17
Coding region: 65-2902 (945 amino acids)
Source: RefSeq, a predicted model, not a curated record